AUGCACAUGUUAAAAUUCUGUAAAGAACCUCUACAGUCACUCGAUCUAACAGCUCUUGCAGUCACUCAAUCCUACAGUUACACCAUCCGACACCUCCCGAAUUUCGCACUGAGCGACAGCUUUGAUAACGAUUCAACAGCAGCGAAGCGGCAAUACAGUCCUACAGAAGAGAAAUUGGGUUGGUCGUCACCCGGUUACAAAUCAGUGCCACUUAAAAUUAGUAAGCAGCUGAUAAUCAUCUACGGUCCACAACCACUUCGAAAUUCAGCAAAAUCGGAAUUUUUCAUGUCAUUAAGUGAAGAUGGCGUGUACCGUUAUGUCCCAAAGAUUGGUGGGAAAAAAGUGCUAGUGAAAGUAUUGGAAGAGAAAGGAUAG
This is a messenger RNA of Loa loa (African eye worm), 375 nucleotides long. RefSeq lists its product as hypothetical. The record is from RefSeq and is a predicted model, not a curated record. NCBI's taxonomy places the organism in Eukaryota, Metazoa, Nematoda, Chromadorea, Rhabditida, Onchocercidae. The transcript is spliced from 4 exons. The coding region runs from base 1 to 375 and encodes 124 amino acids.